This is a messenger RNA of Betta splendens (Siamese fighting fish), 4583 nucleotides long. RefSeq names its product gem (nuclear organelle) associated protein 5 (gene gemin5). The transcript is spliced from 28 exons. The record is from RefSeq and is a predicted model, not a curated record. Gene Ontology annotation, molecular function: protein binding. Lineage: Eukaryota; Metazoa; Chordata; Actinopteri; Anabantiformes; Osphronemidae. Bases 139 to 4500 code for a protein of 1453 amino acids.
UCCGUGCUUGGCACCGGUAAGAUUUACGACACUCUGCUGGCUGUACGGCAGUUUGAGUUGUAUGCGCGGUUGUGCAGGUAACAUGUGAGAAGUUAGAUUUUUUGUGUUAAGAGAAGAAAAGAGACAAAUCAAAGUGCCAUGCACGAAAGGCUGCUUCCCGCCUCUCCCAACUGGUACUGCUCGCGCUGCAGUGACGUCAGCAGCAGCGGCUUACUGGGCGUCGGAGCCAAAAACAUCAUUUAUUUGAUCGAUGUGUCUGCAUCUUCCCCGGGGGUCGUAGGUGAGCUCGUGGGUCAUAGAGAUCUGGUUCUGGGCUUCUCCUUCUGUCGGCACGAAGGGCAGAAUCACAUGUGCGUCAGCGCCUCCAGUGACGGCAGCGUCCGCUUCUGGGACUCGGACCUCAGGUCCGUCACGCGGGAGCUGACGGCUCAUCAGAACCCGGUCUCAGCCGUGCACUGGUCCCCGGUGGAGAAGAACCUGGUGGUGUCGGGCGACGAGAAAGGCGCGCUGGUGUGUCACUGGUACCACACAGGAGACACCAGCAGCUUCCUGCCCGAGCCCAGGACCGUCUCCUGCCUCAGCUGCUCCCCUCACACCUGGAACCUGGUGGCCGUGGGGUACAAGGAUGGGGUGAUCGCACUGAUUGACGUGAGGAAGAAAGGCGAAGUGCUGCACCGGCUCCGUGGACACGAUGAUGAGAUCCACUCGCUGGCCUGGUCCCCGUCGGAGCGAGAGGAGACGUUCUACAGCCGACCCGAGGACAGUGAAGUAGCAACUAAUGGAGCGUCUGCAGAGGGGGAGGCGGGCGGCCAUCUUGCCUCUGGCAGCAAAGACCAGACCGUGAGGAUCUGGAGCACAGCAAAGGGCAAAAGCGUGAUGACGCUGAAGCUGCCGUAUGUGAAGAAACGAGGUUCUGUGGUGGACCCCGGGGUCAAAGAGAGACUGUGGCUCAGCGUCCACUGGCCGCAGGGACGGCCCACACAGCUGGUGUCCAGCUGCUUCGGCGGGGAGCUGGUGAUGUGGGACCUGACCCGGUCCGGGAAGCAGAAGUGGACCCUGCUGGGGUCGUCUUCAGAGGGUCAGAACCACAGCAGGAUCGUCUUCAACAUGAGCUCGGUUCACCUGCCGGACGGCAGAGAGCUGCUCCUCAGCACCUCCAUGGACAGAGAUAUUAAAUGCUGGGACCUGGCCUCGCUGCAGUGCUGCUGGACUCUUCCCACCCUGGGGGGCUUCGUCUACUCGCUGACCUUCUCCCCCGUGGGCACAGGAUGUCUGGCUCUGGGGGUCGGGGACAACAUGAUCCGAGUGUGGAACACGCUCGCCACCCAGAACCAGUACGACACCAGGUCCUUCUGGCAGGGCAUCAAGUCCAAGGUCACGGCGCUGGCGUGGCACCCGAAGAGGGAAGGAUCCUUGACCUUUGGAACAGAUGACGGUAAAGUUGGAAUCUACGACGUCUUCUCCAACAAGCCUCCGCAGAUAUCGAGCUCCUAUCACCGCAAAACCGUGUACACGCUGGCCUGGGGACCCCCGGUUCCCCCACUGUCAUUUGGUGCAGCAGGAGAGAAGCCGUCCUACAGCUUGUACAGCUGCGCCGGAGAAGGUGUCAUCCUGCAGCACGACGUGCUGAAGCUGAGCGGGGAGGCGUCCAACGUCGACAAGCUGAUCAGAGACACCAACGACAUCAAGUACAAGCUGUCUCCACACACCGACAUCAGCUGGAAGCCAGAUGGGAAAGUGGUUGCCAUCGGCAACGAGGACGGGGGCAUUGAUGUGUUCCAGGCUCCCAGUCUGAAGCUUCUGUGCAGCAUCCAGCAGCACCACAAGAUCAUCAACGCGCUCCGGUGGCAUCACGACCACAGCUCCCCUGAACUGCACGGCCUCCUGGCCUCAGGCUCCAGCAACGCCAUAGUCUACGUGCAUGACCUCCGCGCCAUCACAGAGAGUCCUCCAGAAAGUGCUGUGGUGCUGACGGAGCCGUUUCGCAGACUGUGUGGUCACACGGCUAAAAUCACCAACAUGGCCUGGAGCCCGCACCACGAGGCUCGUCUGGUCACCGUCUCCUACGACGGCACGGCCCAAGUGUGGGAUGUGCUGCAGGAGGCAGCUCUGUCCAACUAUCGGGGUCACGCUGGUUUUCUGCUAUCUGUGGACUGGUCACCCGUGGAUCCUGACGUGAUCUGGACCGGAGGGAAGGACUUCACUGUGCAGGAGUGGAGAGUCUCCCAGCAGGAGUUCACAAUCCCACCUAAAGGGAAAAAGAUGGCGGAUCUGAAGGAGAAGAUGAAGGCCAAGGUCAAGCAGAAGAAGAAGAACAAGAAGGUGUCAGGGGCCGGAGGAGCUGCAGGGCCGGAGACGAGCGGAGAGUGGGCUGCAGGAGAGAAGCAGGAGCGAGCAGGACAGGGGCCGUCUAGUGAAGAGGAGGAGGAGGACGUGAGCUCAGCCAGCGUUUCUGUAGCACCACCAGUUGUUCUGGAGACGCAGAGAAAAUCCCCUGCUGCCGCUGCCGCCGCCAGGCCCAAAGACAGAGCGGGUCUGCUGGUGUUUCCAGACUCCCACUUGCUGAAGAAGAAGAAGCCUCGCUCCAUGCUGCCGCUCAGCACGUCCAUGGACCAUCGUCCCAAAGAGGAGCUGCUGCAGGACUGCGUCACUCUGGCCUCCAUCACACACAACAGCGCGCCCCCUGCAGGCUGCAUCCCAGGCCAAGGCGAGCACAUCCACCUGGGCCUCUUCAGCGACAGAGCGGCCCUGCAGCGCAUGUUGGAGGCAGAAGUGGAGGCCCACGUGGAGGCGGGUCACUUCGAGUCUGUUGUGUACGUGCGGCUGUGGAGUGGUGACCUGGAGGGCGCGCUGCAGCUCGCCACAGAGAAGGGAGAGCUGAACGACCACCUGCUGUCCCUCGCGCCCAUGGCUGGGUUUGAGCUGUGGAGCCAAACUGUUGAGGCCUUCGUCAAGCAGCUGUGUGUGCAGGAGCAGUACCUGAAGGCAGCAUCCCACCUGCUGUCGCUCAGUAAGGUGUAUGAGGCCGUCGCCCUGCUGCACGCUCACAAGCUCUACAGGGAGGCCGUAGCGCUGGUCAAAGCCCGGCUGCCUGCAGACGAGCCCGUCCUGAAGGAGCUGUACACGUCCUGGGCUGCGGUGCUGGAGAAGGACGGACAUUUCUCUGCUGCCGCCAAAUGUUACUUGGCCGCUGGUGCCAGUUUCGAUGCAGCUAAAGUCAUUGCCAGGAAGAACGACGUCUCCUCACUCAUGAGUGCAGCCAGUCUAGCCAGGAUCUCGGGGGAGGUUGUUCUGGCCCAGUCGCUGGCGCUGAGGUGCGCUAAAGACCUGGCUGCUGCUCAGGACUGGGUUGGAGCCCAGGACGUCCUGAGCUCCCAGGAUCUGCUGGUCCACAGGCUGCACCUCUGCACUGCCGAGCUGCUGACUGCGGCGCUGGCAGACUCCAGACUCGUACCUCAGGUCUCUGUCUCCAGUCACACGUGGGCGUCAUUGGGCGAACGUCACACAACUUUACAGAAGCGAGUGAGAGACGUGUGGGACGAGCACUUCGGGGUUUCACACAUCUCAUCAGGACAGCGCAGCGCUGCAGCUCUUCUGCAGGAACUGAAGGCUGUGGAGAGUCCAGCACCCACUGCCAACGUUCCCCUGAGCCAAGUGCUGCUGUAUUCAAGCCUCCACGUGAGCCGCUCUGUGCUAAACUGGCUGCAGGAGGUUCGAGGAGAGAUGAUGAAGGAGCUGUGGCAGGCGGUGGCGUGGCUCCGAGACGCCGGGCAUUCCUGUGUGUCUGCACAGCUCUGCAGGCUGCUCUUCCCUGACGGUGAUGUCAGCGUUUAUUCCAGUGAGCUUCUCGAAGACGACGACGACGACGCCAAAGCUGCUGCCAUCAGUCUGCAGGCCUUCGUCAGCUACCACCGCCUGUAUGAACGCUGGUGGAGCUCAGCCGAGGCUUCACAUGGAUUCUCCCUCUCGGCAGAAGAGGCCAAGACUGAGGCUGUGAACGGAGGAUUGGUAGAGUCUGGAGCUAAUGUGCAUCCACAGAGCAGACGUUUGGAUGAGCUGGACUUUGAUGUGACGCUGCUUCUGUCCGAGCCUCACGCUUCCUGUCAGGCCACGCAAAGAACAGUUGGAGAGAUCCAGGAGCAGCUGGCUGCCAUGGUGCUGCAACACAGCCGAACACAGAGAGAGCAGCUGGACGCCGGGGAGAAACAGGAAACGUCCUCCACCACAGAGUCGGCAGACAAACAGCAGCCUGAUCAGCAGGAAACCUUCCUCUCUCUGUCGGCCAGGAUCUCAGAGCAUCAGCAGCAGCUGGCAGACUUCCCCCACGCAGUCAAGAUGUUUCCUCAUCCAGAUGUUGUGGAAUGCUGCCUCGUUCUCCUUCACUUCAGCAGAUCUUGUCCGUCUGUGGCCGAGUCCCUGCAGCAACAGGCCAAAGACAUGCUGCGAAAGUACGGGACAGGCACGUCUGUCCUGAAGGCCUCACGGCGAUUUCUCACCUAGAUCCGUCGGUGCUGGACUGACGGAAGCACUGUACAGCUGUUUGUUGAAUAAAACCGUUUAAUAAAAUAAAGGAACCAACUACG